GUUCAUAAGCAAUUUUAAUUCAUCUACCGUGUUGGCAUCAAUAUUUCAGGAAACUUGUUUUGGUUUCUCAUCAGACUUAUUUACUAACAAAAGUGUUCAUUGCGGAACUACUUCAUAAAUUAGGAAAUUAGAAACUAUAGAGAUAAUUUUUAUUUUGAAAUAUUUCUUCCGAUAAUUCAAAAACAAAAGUUUUUGAGGCAUUUGUGUAAUUUUAAUUGAUAAAAUGUCUGUUAGUCACCCUUUACUCAAACAACUGAAAGGUUAUGUUCUUGAUAUAAGGAAUGAGAGUGAAACAGAAAUCCGAGAUUUUCAUCCUACUGUCUUACCUCUCUGUCAAACUUUAGAGGAAAUUUUUCAAAAAGGAGUAAAAUCUAAAAUCAAUACACCAUUUGGAUUAAUGCGAAAAGACUACUGGUUUUGGAUGUAUCUAUUGUAUGAGCAGAGAGAUCAACUUAGAAUUCCCUUCAGCUUAACAGAUGCAAUAGAAAAUGUACAUAUCUCUAAAAAGGUUUUCACAAAUGUUGGAAGAGGCAGGCUAUUUAUUAGAAUAGCAUUAUCCAAGAAACUUCUACAAACUCUUAUUCAACUUCUGUGGAAAGAUGAAGUGUUUCUAUUUUCUGUUUAUGAUCCAAAGACAUCAAUUCUAGGAAAUGAAAUCAUGUUUGAAAUAUUUUCUUCUCUUCUGCAUGAACUGAAUAAAGUUGAAUUUAAGUUGGAAUUGAAAAAUGCCAGUUUUCUAGAUGAAACAUGGCAAUUAGGUGUUUAUAAAAAAUAUGAAUUUGUGCCUUGUAAAGAAAUGGGUAUAACUUUUGCGUAUAUUAAGGGAAGAAUUGUGGUCGUUAAAGUAGAUCCUGGAAGUGUUGCUGCUGAAGAAAACCAAGUUGAGCCUGGUGAUGUACUAGAUGAGUUAUAUGGACAAAGUCUCUACAAAUGUAACAAAGGUUUAAUAUCAGCUUUGGCAAACAAAUAUCGUGGCCUUCCUAUUUAUCUAUCUGUGGUUAAAGGUUUUUAUGUGGGAAGUAUUUAUUCUCCUUUGAAGCCUAUCUUUGAAAAACUUCAUAUUAAGAUAACUCCUGAAAAGAAACAAGUAAAUAAACCAGAAUUUGUUCAAGAGCUGAGCUCUGACUCAUCCCAUUCUGGUAGAAUAAAAUUCGAUGUCUCACUACUUGGCAGGUUCCAAGUUCAUAAUGAUGGCAAAGCUCAAUGCAUCGAUCAAGCUAUUAACAAAGCAAUUGAUUUAAAUUUGGAGCCUAAAGAAGUGAUUUUACGGAUAUCUGAAAGAGAUCUUACUAUUCAUAAUAAAGAGGACACAGAAGUUAUUCUUAAUAAACAUUUCUCUGAAAUAUCUGCUUGUGGUCGCAAGAAAAUUUGCCCAAACAUCUUCGCCUUUAUUUUUGGAAAUACAAGCUGUACUAUUGCUGAUGAAUUUCAAUGCUAUGUAAUGAAAGCUUCUUCAGAAACUGCUAUAUCAACGAUACUUUCACUUGUUGCUCAUGGAUUUGUAAAAACUCAUUGGGAAGUAUGAUUAAUCAUUUCCUGUGGGAAAUAAUAUAUUUUGCAUGUGACGUGUCUUAAACAUUUCUGAACAAGAUUAUUCCUUUGAUGAACAAAAUGACUGUUAUACUCGACAUUAUUCCUUUGAUGAACAAAACGACUGUUAUACUCGAUAUUGUUCUUUAAAGUACUUUAAUACCUGUUCUUUUAAACAUUAUUUAAAGUUCAGCUAUUCAAUAAAUAAACAUUUUCCUCGUGCAAUAUAUGAUAAGUUAAGCAAUGAACAUGUUAAAUCCCAAAAUUUAUUUGGAAGAUAUUGUGAUUUUAAUUUGUCCUUUACAUCAAUACAGUUCUGUCUAAAAAUGUAUCUUUAUCAUAUGUAUUAUGAUUAUUAUAACUAUUUUUUUAAUAUUAUUUAAUUUCUUUUAUUUUUUUAAUUGAAAGUCAUUUAU
Molecule: messenger RNA, 1946 nt
Organism: Parasteatoda tepidariorum (common house spider)
Lineage: Eukaryota; Metazoa; Arthropoda; Arachnida; Araneae; Theridiidae
Molecular function (GO): protein binding
Source: RefSeq, a predicted model, not a curated record